Molecule: messenger RNA, 1777 nt
Organism: Thunnus maccoyii (southern bluefin tuna)
Lineage: Eukaryota; Metazoa; Chordata; Actinopteri; Scombriformes; Scombridae
Exons: 3
Coding region: 380-1777 (465 amino acids)
Source: RefSeq, a predicted model, not a curated record
AAAUAGUUCAGAUAGGCUAAUGUUGUUUUCAUUAAUGACUUCACUAUGUCCUAUUCAUGUUGCAUUUGUGGUUUGUCUCUUGAGUCAUUGAAGGCGUAUGUUUUGCAUUGCCAACUGCAUCGCAAUGAACCCCGCAUAGUUUUCAAAUGUGUUGAAGUUGGUUGUAAGCGUGUGUUUGCCAAAUAUGUCUCCUUAAAGGCUCACUGCUAUCGCCAUCAUACUGGCAAAUCAGUGUCUUCACAAGGCUUCACUAUGGAAUCCUUGAAAUGCAGUUUCACUUUGUGAGUGCCACUGUGAUAGCGUGAAAGGGUUGGUUGCACAUCUAAAGGAGCACAUAGAUGGGGGAUGUCCAGUGAACUGCCCAGUGGCAGGACGUAAAAUGGUGUUCACUGUAAAAUCUACCUUCACUGCCCAUAUGUCUAGAAGGCACAGGGACUGCCCUGUCAAUGUCAUCAGCAGCUCAUGUGGUAGCGGUAGGUCAACACAUUUUGUUGACUCGUGUCCCUCCACAAGCACCACUGUAACUACAGAGCAACCAGGCUGUCUGUCGGAUAAUGAAGACACUUUAGAACACAGUGGUUUUGAGGAUCUGUAUCUCAGAAAUGUGUGUUUGUUCUACGCAAAGUUACAAGGGCAAUAUUUAGUUCCAACCUCUACUAUCCAGAUCAUAGUGGAAGAGAUGCAGAACAUUCAUGAGUUGGGGCAGACACAUACAUUGAGCAGGCUAAAUGUACUUCUGCAAACACUGGUAUCAGACGAAGUCAGAGGAAAAGUAUGUGAUGCUGUGAAGGAAUCAGACUUGUUCUCAGCUUGCCACACUGGCCCAAUGAGAACAGCCUACUCUAGGACUAAGUGUUUUAGAGAAAUGUUUAACUUUGUGGAGCCCAAGCAACUGUUUUUGGGCAGAGAUGAAAACAGAGAGAAGCGAUUUGCCUACUAUGUUCCAAUCUUGGAGACACUGAAGAAUAUGCUCACAUCAGGGUUUUGGAAGGGACUGAUGUCAGAAAAUCCUCCAGAAAAUUCUCCAGACAUUCUCAGUGAUUGCUGUGAUGGCAAGGUGUUUAAAUCGAACACUUUCUUUCAGGAUUUUCCAGCUUGCCUUAAGUUGAUUUUGUACCAAGAUGCCUUUGAGGUUGUGAACCCCUUGGGUUCAGCUAAAAGGAGACACAAACUUCUGGCUGUGUAUUUCUCCCUACUAAAUUUGCCCCCCCAUAUGCGAUCAACCGUCGACCACAUGCAGCUGGUGCUACUCUGUAGAGAAAAGGAUUUUACAGAAUUUGGCCAUGCCAAAGUUUUCUCUGAGUUGGUAUCUGACUUGAAAAUGUUAGAGGAGAGUGGGAUAACAGCUGAUGAAUCUGUUUUGAAAGGAACUCUCUACUGCAUUGUUGGAGACAAUCUUGGCUCACAUUGCAUUGGAGAGUUCACUGAAAACUUAAGCUCAUCAGAACAUUUUUGCAGAUACUGUCUAAUUUCUCAUUCUGAAUUUCAGACUGACUGCACUUUGUCUGCUGUCCUAGAGAGGAAGAGAAGCUUUGUCCACAGACAGCGUGUGUACGGACGGCAGUAUGUAACGCACGUUGUCUGGUUUCUGAUCGACAAAGCAACUUACUUCCUCACUCACAAUGGCACAAACACAGCAGUAUCUGUCACACCACCUUUGUCCUCAGUGUGUGCAUCUCCACUGCCCAGCCAUAUCUUCCUCCCCAUCGCCCACUUCUUCUGUGACAUCUUUGUCCUCAACAUGCAACACACCAUCCUCUUCAGUCAACUGGAUUGA